Messenger RNA from Malurus melanocephalus (red-backed fairy wren), 3013 nucleotides. It is a transcript of the gene ST6GALNAC5, whose product is annotated as ST6 N-acetylgalactosaminide alpha-2,6-sialyltransferase 5. The transcript has 4 exons. NCBI's taxonomy places the organism in Eukaryota, Metazoa, Chordata, Aves, Passeriformes, Maluridae. Gene Ontology annotation, molecular function: alpha-N-acetylgalactosaminide alpha-2,6-sialyltransferase activity. The record is from RefSeq and is a predicted model, not a curated record. The coding region runs from base 1 to 894 and encodes 297 amino acids. Gene Ontology annotation, biological process: ganglioside biosynthetic process; oligosaccharide metabolic process.
AUGCCCCGUUCCCCUCGGCGGGGAGGCCGUGCCCUUCCUGCCUUGCUGUCGGGCUUGGUUUACGCGGCCUUCGGGUGCCGUCGCGCCUGGCCCGAGGGCAGGAAUUACCGGGGUCAGGAGCCGGGCUCCAGCCCGCGGUUGGGCCCACUGAAGAUGCACUGCAAGAGCUGUGCUCUGGUCACCAGCUCUGGACACCUCCUGGGCAGCAGGCAAGGGGACAGCAUCGACCAGGCCGAGUGCGUCAUCCGGAUGAACGAUGCACCCACUCGRGGUUAUGGGAAGGACGUCGGGAACAAAACCAGCCUGAGAGUCAUCGCCCACUCCAGCAUUCAGAGGAUUCUGCGAAACCGCAACGAACUCUUGAACAUGAGCCACGGGGCCGUGUUCAUCUUCUGGGGCCCGAGCAGCUACAUGAGGAGAGAUGGCAAAGGCUUGGUGUACAAUAACCUGCAGCUGAUGAACCAGAUACUGCCUCAGUUAAAAGUGUAUAUGAUUUCUCGCCACAAGAUGCUUCAGUUUGAUGACCUUUUUAAACGGGAGACUGGAAAAGACAGGAAGAUAUCCAAYACUUGGCUUAGCACGGGCUGGUUCACAAUGACUAUCGCAUUAGAGCUCUGUGACAGGAUAAAUGUUUAUGGCAUGGUGCCACCGGAUUUCUGCAGGGAUCCUAAUCAUCUUUCAGUACCUUAUCAUUACUACGAACCUCUGGGACCCGACGAGUGCACAAUGUACAUUUCCCACGAGCGGGGCCGCAAGGGCAGCCACCACCGCUUCAUCACCGAGAAACGCGUCUUCGAGAACUGGGCACGGACAUUCAACAUCCACUUCUUCCAGCCAGACUGGAAACCAGAGCCUCUCUCUGCAAACCACCCCGAGGAGAAAGCGCUGGCCUGAGGCACGGACACACAAACCAGRCACAGUCACCUCCUGCAGUGGCCUUUGGACCUUGCGGGCCAGCACGGCAGCCUGCAGGAGAAGGGUAACAGGGUCUGCAGCUGGCACCUGCAGCAGCAGUCAGGAAGUUGGGAUGGAGGAGCAGCACACACCAAGAGGACUUUCUGUUAACUGUAUUCACCCAGUCCAUCACCUUUGGGGCCGUCUGACUUCCUGUGUGUGUUUGUGAUUCGUGAAACACAACCCGAGUGUCAUKAAGGGAUGGUUAAUUCAUUAUGGCUUUUUUAAGUACAAUGCCACUGRAUUUUCAUAGUGAAAACUUUGCGUAUUUAUUUAAUGGAGGUUUUUAUGCAACCUAGGCCAGUAUUUUUCUAAUUCACAGUUAUGUGGUUGGUUAUCUUUCAUAAUCUUUUAAAUCCAAAAUUAAUAUUGCUGAUGGUUUGAAAGGCCUAGAUUUUUAUUUAUAAGACUUGUUUGAAAUAUAUAAUUCCAUAUAGCAUGUAAUUAAUAUUUGAUYGGGAAAUGUUGGAUUUCUUCUAAAAAAUUUGGGCUCUGUUCCAGCCUAAAGCCUUUAACAGCAAGAGUGGUCCCAUGUGGAGAUCCAGCUCACUUUACAUUUUGACAUCUCAUGUUAAUACGAAAACAGUAGUGAAAAUUCUGUUUGAUAUUAAUCUGCAUUUGCUGCUGUGCUAUCAAGCUGCUGUUUUUUUAAUAGGGGUGGGAGGAAGGAGGGCAAACAAAACUUACCCAAAAAAGCCAACUCCCUCCCACUGGCCAUGGCAGCAGCUUCUCAGUGAAGACACCAGGCUAAGGCUGGAGGGGUUGUGUUCUGUUUUGCCUCUUGUAUUUCUGCAAGAGGCUAGCAGAGCCSUCCUAGGCAACAGACUACAAACCAKKCCACAGAUGCUYGACACAAUGUGACCAAAUUUCUGGAAUGAAGAAGAUAAAUAAACUACACAGUACUACAAUAUCAGUCACAGUAGUCAGAUCACAGCACCGCACCUGCAAAAAUCUCUGCCUUCCACUGUCCUAAGAUCACCGAUCUCAAAGAUUCUGGAUCACAUUGAAGCUGGGAUAUGAAAAGAGUUCCACGAAUACAAAAUUGUCCUCCUGAAAGGAGCAAAGUUAAACUUUGCAUUUUUUUCCAUGAAGUACCUGUAUGUGCAUGGUGAGUCCCUGCAAGGCAAGGAGAAGGACAAUGCUCAUGCUGUGURUGGAGCCUCACAGUGGGAAUUACUGGGUUACAUUCAGCUUGUGAAUAAAGAAGAUUUCAGUUACACWAUUACUAUUCCUUUUGCUUUACAAAUACCCAAUCUCAGAUUUCUUCAGAGUAAUGAGUAACUAUUGCAUGAAACAUACCUCAGGUGAUGGAAGGUGUCUCUCAUUUGGCAAGUGCAAAAGCUAGAACAAAGAUACUACCUUUAAACACCUAAAUCCAAGAAGCUGGAYCUCAGAGGUGAGACAAAGAACUCACUCUCAUUUAGACCCCCUUACAACCCAUGGUCUUCCUCUUCCCAAAAUUGGAUAACAGUAGCUGCAGCUGCCCCACAGAUACCCCGAUUCUCUAGGGACAAAGUGAACUGUCCUGGCAGGGGCAAAACAGUGUCACCUCUGUAACACUGCCUGGACCUGAAGUGCAGGUCUCCAAGAGCAACUGUCCUGCUGCAGCCCUGCCCACUAUCAAAAAGUAAGAAACUAUAAUGUAUUUUGCCUCAAAAGCUUUAUUUUGGUGUUCUUCCUCAUAUACACUGCUCAGCUUACAAAUUGAAUGCCAAGUGCUUGUUACCUUUCUSUUGUCAGCUGGUAUUUAACUCUCCUCCUUUCACUGAUGGUGUUUUAUUUCUUCCACUUGAUUUCACUGCAUUCUAUUAAAAAAAAUGGAUUUUGAACUAAUGGCAAUUUGAACAUUCCUUUCUACAUGUGUACUGAGGUGUGUAUCCAGCUCCAACUGAUGAAGUCURUCAAACUGAUUUACAGAUCAUUUCUAUGUGACUGCAAGAUAUGGAAUGAAUCACAGUAGGUUCUCUGAUGCUACCCUCGUUUUAUUACUGAUACAACAAUAAAAGGAUCUUGUCAUUUUAAACUAGAGCUCUUAGUUUUUCCAUCAGUCAAGGCCUGC